UCGGCAUCGCGUUUGGCGGGUGGUUCAGUCUCGAUUCUACAGCCAUGCGGUUUGCCUCGUGUUGACGUCGGUCUAGCCCGUUAGGUCGCCAUCAUCAUCAUCAUCAUCACCGUCAUCCUUCACCUUCAUUGUUAUCGUUCGUGCCCUGCUCGUCCUCAUCUUACUAAAUUUUUUGUCGCCUCAAUAUCGCGCACGGUUUGAUAUUAUUCCAGUGCGCAGUGUCGCUUAACAUGUUACACGCAUCGUCACGAUAGGUGAGAGACACAGAGGCUUUUGUUAACGAUUACGUCCUUAUUUUCUUCUCUAUCCUGCUCUACAUCUGUCCACCUUCACUUAUUUCCCCGUCCGAUUGAUUCCGUCGUUUCUCUCAUGACGUUUCCCGCCUGAAUGUGGUUAUUUGUGCCCCGGGUUCUCUCGUCCGAUGGAUCUUUCGACCACCCGCUUAAACGGACGUCUCAGUUCGUAAUUUCAUCAUAGCCGUACUAACGAAGCUGCCGAAACGACGUUGCGAUUUUUAAUUAAACGCAGUUAUAUAAUUACAUUUGACGAGUUUUAACAAUUUAACGAACGACGAAGGAUAUGAUAACGUACUCCUGAAUAUUCUACCCUAACCUUGUCGCGAACGGUCGAUUAACUUCGCGCUGUAUAAAAUAAGAAUAAUAUACACGUCAAAGGAAUAAAAAAAGAAAUAAAAAUAAAUAAAUAAAAUAACCAACGAACGAAUCAAAUCAUGUCGCGACGGAGAUAUGUUGGCGUUUUAUCGCCGUUAAACGACAGUGAAAACGCUAAACGAGAGGUUAAAUCAACUGCUCCAGACGACGUCGACGCUUCACCCAUGACCACCAUCGUCAACGCUCUUGACAUGUCGACUAUAUCAAGCGGAGAUACGCCGACACGCUGCCGCACCGGUGCAAAUCUUGCUACCUAUGUCAUCGACGAAAUUUCGCAGAAACUGGAUUUUUCCGGGUCACCAGUUGCCGAGGCCUCGAAUCACCAGACAAACCAAAGACUCUUCAAAAAUGCCUUCAAACUCACUCACAGGACACAUGAAGCGACCGUAAGACGAUCGCUGGCCCGUCGCCUUGUUGGCAUGACGUCGCAAGACCUUACCAACUCUGAAAUAGUGCUGCCAUCUUCCUCCGGCAAGGAGAACGGAUUCGCACUCCGUAGAUCCCAGACCUCCAAAAGUAGUCCUCGAAAGCUUCCCGCACCGGUAAAAUCCCGUGCGCCUCUGGAGGAUUGGGAUCCGAACAGCCAGGACAGUGGAUAUGGGACGAAUUAUCCUGACAAGGAUGACGUCAAAUGUCAGGAUCAGUUCAGGUUUGCGGAACCAUUGGGUGUCGCUCCGAGACGUUCUUCCGCCGAGUCCGGAAGUCCGUUGCGAUCCCCGCAUAGAUCACCGGUCAGAAACAUCCGACCUCCGUUCUUCAACAGCCUUUCAUCCGGCUCGGAAAGCAUGGACGACGGUUUCACAGAGCUCGUCGACAUGGAAAAUCUGGACGAGGACACGCAGCUACCCUGCGGAUUGUCAUCGCUUCUCUCCGGUCAGAUUAUGGCCGAGAAGCCGACGGAGUCCGAGCUCACAACGCCGGAAGGCCGCCCGAAGCUUUCCAUGCGGCGUUCGCUCUCUCUGCAGAACGAAAACGUCACACCUCAGAGCUCGAAGGUCAGAUCCUGCCUGUUCAGAUCUCCGACCGCGAUAUGCUCGGUGUCAAGAUUAUCCUUCGACGACAGCCCACGGAUGAAUUCGUCGCCCGUAUCGCCGCCACCAAAAUCGUUCAAGAGACCUGAACCACCGACAAAUGCCAGCCCGGCAUUCGUCAAGAGAUCUAGGAAAUCUAACAGCCUGCAGGAUAUAUCGGAGAAAACUACCAGCCCACAGAAGCCGUCCCUUCAGAGAUGCUUUUCGGAGACUGAGGCUCACGCUCUCAUCAAAUCUGCGAUUCACAGAAGUACAACCGACGCCGAUCUCACCGGAGAUUUCAGCAAACAGUGCAUACUUCCAUUGGCCGAAGGACAGCACGAAGAUCUUAAAUCGAUAUCCUCGAGCACAUUGGCGGCGCUGAUUCGCGGAGAGUUCACCGAUCGUGUAAGGUCUUUCAAGAUUGUUGACUGCAGAUAUCCAUACGAAUUUGAAGGAGGCCACGUCGAAGGCGCCUUAAACCUCUUUAGCAAAGACAUGAUCGAACAGCAUCUACUCGAACCGUUGACGAAUGUUCCGGAAAUUCAAUCGGACGCAGAAAAGCGGGACAUCGUUGUUUUUCACUGUGAAUUUUCCUGGGAAAGAGGACCAAAUCUUUCCCGUUUCCUUCGCAACAUAGACAGACAACGUAACAAGGAACACUAUCCGGCGCUCCAUUAUCCAGAGGUAUAUCUCCUUCACGGUGGAUAUCAACAAUUUUACAACCAGCAGAAGGAACUCUGCUCACCCCAGGGAUACAGACCUAUGCGGCAUCCCGAUCACGAAGCAGAUUUGCGCCAGUUUCGCAGCAAGAGCAAGAGUUGGCAAGGCGAAAAAUCGCGAUUAAACAGUUCCUCUGCCCGUACCAAUCUGAAGCGACUCGGUUUGUAGAGUUCUGUGACAUUAUAGCUUAAUUCAUAAAAUAAAUACGAUAUGUGAUCUCGAGUGUGAAUGUGUAAUAAAUAAAUAGCUGAGAAUUAAAAAAAUAAGUUUGAAGAGUUGGACUUCAAGUGCUGUUCUUUUUUUCUCGCUUCAUAUCUAGGGAAAUAUUAAAUAUAUUUUCUAGAUUUAUGAAAAUACCUGUUUUUGUACAUAUGAUAAAUUUUAAGUAUACGCAUAUAUAUGUAUAUGAAUGUGUGUGUGUGUGUACGUAUGUAUGUAUCCAUAUAUAUAUAUACAUGUAUAUAUAUAUAUAGUAUCAAGCAAGUACAAGAAGCAAAAUAAAACACCUAAUACAGAUCAUUAAUCACUCGUAGUAAAAUAUUGGAGAUUAAUUAUAAUGCGAACCGAAAAAUUAAAUAUGUACAUAAGAUUAUUACUGCCUCAAUUUUAACGAUGGCAAAAGCAAUAGCCUGAUUGUAGAUGAUGGCAAAAGCAAUACAGCUGUACACAGGUGUCAUGUUCACAAAUUUUAAUGCUUAUAUAAAAUUGGGCAGGCAUCCCACUGUACAUAUAUGACACUACUCCGGAUGCAGCUACUUUUCCUAAGUCCAAAAAUGCGAAGAAUUGAAACGAAUCGCGGUAUAGGUAGUCUUGGCGUAACUUCGGUGAAAAAUGCAUUGAUUACGAAUCUAAUUGAAUUUCUGUAUCAAGAAUAGUGUUAUAUGGUGAUGUAUUAUUAAUCCUUCCAUGAAUAUAUUUUACAAAAUUGAA
Molecule: messenger RNA, 3334 nt
Organism: Neodiprion fabricii
Lineage: Eukaryota; Metazoa; Arthropoda; Insecta; Hymenoptera; Diprionidae
Product: M-phase inducer phosphatase-like
Exons: 5
Coding region: 731-2572 (613 amino acids)
Biological process (GO): positive regulation of G2/MI transition of meiotic cell cycle; positive regulation of G2/M transition of mitotic cell cycle; protein dephosphorylation
Cellular component (GO): cytoplasm; nucleus
Molecular function (GO): protein tyrosine phosphatase activity
Source: RefSeq, a predicted model, not a curated record